This is a messenger RNA of Fopius arisanus, 3760 nucleotides long. RefSeq names its product Transcriptional adapter 2B (gene Ada2b). Gene Ontology annotation, cellular component: nucleus; SAGA-type complex. Lineage: Eukaryota; Metazoa; Arthropoda; Insecta; Hymenoptera; Braconidae. The record is from RefSeq and is a predicted model, not a curated record. The transcript has 10 exons. The coding region runs from base 148 to 1593 and encodes 481 amino acids. Gene Ontology annotation, biological process: chromatin remodeling; regulation of transcription by RNA polymerase II. Gene Ontology annotation, molecular function: transcription coactivator activity; chromatin binding; zinc ion binding.
UGCGCAUUUCGAUCUCAACGCUACGCUCAUAAACAACAUUUUUUUCAAUCGACAAUCACCAUCGGAUUAUCACGUUCAGAGGAUUACGUGACUCUAGCAUGCGGUGACGUCACUAACACUUUUCUGAAAGAACGCUGCAGGACGAUAAUGGCGGAAUUGUAUGCAAAAUACAACUGCACGUACUGUCAGGAGGACAUUACAGGGCUGCGUGUAAAAUGCGUCGAAUGCCAAGAAUUCGAUCUCUGCCUGCAGUGUUUUUCUGCUGGUGCCGAAAUUGGACAACACAAGAACAACCAUUCGUAUCAGUUUAUGGACUCUGGUACAAUUAGUAUAUUCAGUGGGCGAGGGAAUUGGACAGCUAGAGAACACCUUCGGUUACUGGAUGCAAUUGAACAAUUCGGCUUUGGUAAUUGGGAAGACAUCAGCAAACAUAUAGAGACACGAACCCCAGAAGAGGCUAAAGAGGAGUACAUGGCCAGAUACCUCGAUGGAAACAUUGGUAAACAUACCUGGCCGCCAACGGAGAGCUAUAAACCAAAUCUUACUGAUCAAACAAGCUCGGAUCAUGGACCAUUGUCACCUGAUCUUACGUCUAGGCUUCCUCCCUUAGAUAUCACACCAGAAGAAGCUGCGCAGCUGGGAUAUAUGCCGCAGAGAGAUGACUUUGAACGAGAUUACAAUCAUGAGGCAGAGUCACUCGUUUCGUCGCUCUUCUUGAAUCCAGCAGAAGACGAUGACCUCGACAUUGCACUUAAAUUAGCCCACGUUGAUAUGUACACAAAUAACCUACGAGAAAGAGCGAGACGAAAACGCGUGGUUCGUGAUUAUCAACUAGUAUCCCAAUUUUUUGCCUCGUCCAGAAAAGAAAAGGGAAUCAAGAAAAAGCCGACGAGAGAAGAAAAAGAUUUCAGCGAACGUUUGCGGGUUUUUGCUCAGUUUUACACUGCCCAGGAAUACGAGCAAUUUCUUGCAAACUUAGAGAGAGAACGGGAACUUAGAUUGCGUCUAUCAGAACUCUAUCGUUACCGAGAAAAUGGAAUAACAAGGCAUGAAGAAUGCACGCACUUCGAGCAAGUAAUGGUCCAGACACAGGGUUCCACUGAAGCGACAGAUCACUGGUCUGAAAAAAAAUCUGGCAGCAGUGGGCCGUCCACGCCAACACUCCGCCACACCUCAAAAAGAAGAGACGACGAAAAAAAUCACUCUUUCAUCGACCGAAAGUACACGUCAAAAGAAUCAGCCAGCAGCUCCAAAGUAGUCAAUCCCAAUCGGACGACGACUCAAGUCAGUCAGUCGGUGGAGCUGGAUAGCACGUCGAAUUAUUUAUCACAAAAAUCUGGUGGCUCAUCAUCAACGAAGACAUCAGACAAAAGAGACAUAGAGGUGGAGGCUGCAGCUCAUCUGCUUACAAACCAGGAAAAAUCCUUGUGUCUUCAGCUUGAUCUUAAACCCACACAGUAUUUAACACAAAAAACAUUGUUAUUACAGGAAUAUCUUAGUGGUAAUCGGAAAUCUACUAUAAUUCCUCAAUCAGAGCCAGAAAACAGAAUUCUUCAUUACCUCGUAACGAAUGGUUGGAUUGCAGCCAAUUAAUUUCCCCCUCGAGUCAGUCUCCGCAAGCCUAAUAAUUCUCAUCUCUAAGUCACAAUCAACAUUACCCUAGCAAGCAGCUGUAAUUAAUUUAUAAAAAUCAUCAAUCUGAUUGUUUUCCUGUAACAGAGGAAAAAUAAUAAUGGAGGUGAAAAACGGGUAGGAAAGAGUCAGAAGUUUCAACUAAGUACGUCCGGGACUGUGAUUAAGAUUAAGAAAAAAAAAAGAUGUGAAAGGUACGACGAAUAGACUAUUUCAUUAAUUUUAUCCAUAAAUUUGGCAAUUGGUGGAAUGGUAAAACCCCAUAAACACAUAUCGAAUUUUUACUUUGAUUCUUUAUCUUCUCUUGAGAAUAAUUAACAUUUGGAACAUCAUUCGGACAAACACCGUGGAUGAAAUUCCCUCUGUCAAAAAUGCCUUUUGAUAUUUCUUCCUGUACCAAUCUUGAUCACUACUUAUUUUUCUCUCCUGUUCUUCCCCUUUCUCCUUGCCAUAAUGAAGACCUAUAUGCAAUUAUAUCGUAAUGAGAGAAAUAUCAAAAAGCUUUUUUCAUUCCCGACGAAUUUUCGGGUAAUUAUGGAAAUAAAUUACAUCCUAAUAUAUUAUGAUUUACGAUUCCGCCAUUAGUGUAACAAUUAAGUACAGUUUUUAAUAAAUUUGUUUGAUUUCUGUUCAAAGCCUUAAUCCAUUGCUCAAUGUAAUCUUCCAAACGAUUUUUUAACAGUUAUUAACUUCGUGAAUUCAGGAAGAGAUAAAUAAAAUCAGAUAAUUUUCUUCGAUUAUCGAAAAUUCUUCAUGAAAAUGUAAACAAAAUUGUCCACCCCAUAUAUUGCACAGAGUAAACUUGAAAAUUUUCAAGGACAAAAUAAUAGAUCAGAUGGCAUAUUCCAUUCAUUAAUUUCUUCCUCAAAAUAUUUAUGCCGAUGAAAUAUUAUUCGGCUGUCGCAUUAAUAACUUCCCACCUCAAUUUUUUUUAUCAAGAAUAAUUCAACCGUCUCAUAAUUAAAAAUUUUUAUCCAAUGAAGCAAUCCAAAUAUUCACCUAUCACUGAUUAUUCAUUUGAUGAUUCAUUUGAGAUGACGCAAUUGUAAAAACUCUAAGGAUUAUGGCAACUAUAUUUUCCACUGUAAUUAACAUCGCCAUAAGACCUUUGAAUUCACCUAUAAAUAAAUGAAAUUGGGGAAAACAGGAGAAUCAAGUAAUUAUGAGCAAUUUCUGUUGCAUGAAUCUCCUGACGUGUGAUGUUUGAAUAUAUUCGUCAAAAAUAUCUUUUGAUAAUUUUCCGAAAUAUUGCUCAUCAAUAAAUCUUUUCAAUAUUCGUCAAUAAUCAACAUGAUUUUUUUUUAACUCGACAACGGAAAGAGUGAGCUUUGGAAAUAUAUUAGACCGUUAUUGUUUAUUGAAUAAAAAAUCUCUAUAGGAAUGCUCUUCUUUCAAUUAAUAAUUUACUUAAAAAAAGCACUUGACCUUGUUCUCCAAAGUCACUCACUUUCGAGCUAAAUAGCUUGUCAUCUCCUGUUCUUCAACCACUUCCAAUUGAAAAUUAAAUUUCAAUUAAUAUGUGAAACCUAAAAUAAAAAGCUCCACGCUUAUUAAAUAUUUAAAUAUGAAUUAAGUAGAGACUCAUAACUUUUCUUGAUUAAUUGAUGGUGUAUUCUACUCAAUUACUCAUAGAAUCAAUUACACAUAACUAGUGAUGACGAGAAUCACUGAGGACUGACACGAACGGUCAGAAUUGUAUAUGACUUGUACAAUGAAAGAUAAAUAUUAUAACUAGUAGCAAAAAUUAACAAUUUUCGGGGAUUUUCUAAAUAGUUUUACAAAAUUCCUUUAUCAAAUCAUUCUGUAAAUAUUUGAUGAAUUUAUUUACUUUACAAUUUUUCUAGAUAAAUUAUUGUCCAUUUAUGUAACAGUCUUUAGUAAUUUUUUCUUUUUUCGGUUCUUCAAAUUCACCUUUGAUAGAGGCUGUUAAUUAUAGAUUAAGCUUGUAUGUGUUCAAGCGAAUAAAAGGGAGAAUGUUUAAACAAUGUUUAAACGAGUGAUGGAUGUCAUGAUGUUGUAAUCGCGACAGUACCUGAGAAAAGGAAAGGUGUUGAAGAUGUUUAAUGUUAGAAAGUGAAAAGAAUAUUUAAUUGUCACAUAUUUUGAUCGAAUUAAGAAUUACGCUUUU